Molecule: messenger RNA, 1456 nt
Organism: Drosophila hydei
Lineage: Eukaryota; Metazoa; Arthropoda; Insecta; Diptera; Drosophilidae
Gene: TfIIB
Product: transcription initiation factor IIB
Exons: 4
Coding region: 213-1160 (315 amino acids)
Biological process (GO): transcription initiation at RNA polymerase II promoter; transcription preinitiation complex assembly
Cellular component (GO): nucleus; transcription preinitiation complex
Molecular function (GO): TBP-class protein binding; RNA polymerase II general transcription initiation factor activity
Source: RefSeq, a predicted model, not a curated record
AUAUAAUCUUGCAUAAAAAGGAAAGAUAAAUUCUAAAAAUUAUUAAGUCAGCUCAGUGGAUAAUAUUGCACCCUGUUAGAUACAUGUUAAAUUAACAGAGAAACGAGGAAGAAGAAGCGAUAUUUUUAUUCUGUCGAAAUUAAUUUGCGUUUGCAAACAAAAAAAGUAGUUACUUUAAAACAUAGUUGUACGCAAACAGAUAUAAGAAUUAAAUGGCGUCAACUUCAAGACUGGAAAACAACAAGGUGUGCUGCUAUGCCCAUCCGGAGUCUCCAUUAAUUGAGGACUAUCGAGCUGGCGACAUGAUAUGCUCGGAAUGUGGCCUGGUGGUUGGUGAUCGAGUUAUCGAUGUAGGUUCCGAAUGGCGCACAUUUAGCAAUGAAAAAAGUGGCGUCGAUCCCAGCCGUGUGGGAGGUCCAGAGAAUCCUUUACUCAGUGGCGGAGAUUUAUCCACGAUUAUUGGCCCGGGAACAGGUUCGGCAUCUUUCGAUGCCUUCGGAGCACCCAAAUACCAGAACAGACGCACAAUGAGCAGCUCAGAUCGCUCGCUUAUAUCCGCAUUCAAAGAAAUUUCAUCAAUGGCCGAUCGCAUCAAUUUGCCCAAAACAAUAGUCGAUCGCGCAAAUAACUUAUUCAAGCAGGUACAUGAUGGCAAGAAUCUAAAAGGACGUUCAAAUGAUGCAAAGGCAUCAGCUUGUUUGUACAUAGCCUGCCGCCAAGAAGGUGUACCACGCACAUUCAAGGAAAUCUGUGCAGUUAGUAAGAUAAGCAAGAAGGAAAUUGGAAGAUGCUUUAAACUAACAUUAAAAGCACUUGAAACUAGUGUAGAUUUGAUAACGACUGCCGACUUUAUGUGCCGUUUCUGUGCCAACUUGGAUCUCCCUAAUAUGGUGCAGCGAGCUGCCACGCACAUUGCGAAGAAAGCUGUGGAGAUGGACAUUGUACCUGGAAGAUCGCCAAUUUCUGUAGCUGCUGCCGCUAUUUAUAUGGCAUCGCAAGCAUCGGAGCAUAAGCGUAGCCAAAAAGAAAUUGGCGAUAUUGCUGGUGUGGCCGAUGUAACUAUACGACAAUCAUAUAAGCUAAUGUACCCGCAUGCUGCAAAACUAUUUCCAGAGGAUUUCAAGUUUACAACACCGAUUGAUCAGCUACCGCAAAUGUAAAAUACCUGGCAGCAAAAUCGGUAUAUAUAUAUAUGUGUUUAUAUAUAUCGAGGCUCAAUUAUCAUAUAUACGUUAAAAACAUGGAUAUAAUUACGAAAUACGUGUUGUAGGACAAGUUUAGUUUUAAAUUCAGUAAUGACCAUACUUUAAUCACAACACCAACACGAAACAAGUACGAUUUUAUUCAUAUUAAAGGACAGAAAUGCAAAUGAACUUCACUUUGUUGAAAUGUGCACCACUGAAACUUGCAUCGCUUCUAAUUAAGAUUGUAUAAUAAAUGCUAAAAAUCAUUUUAA